Molecule: messenger RNA, 1604 nt
Organism: Oppia nitens
Lineage: Eukaryota; Metazoa; Arthropoda; Arachnida; Sarcoptiformes; Oppiidae
Product: meiosis 1 arrest protein-like
Exons: 2
Coding region: 93-1604 (503 amino acids)
Biological process (GO): male meiosis chromosome separation; spermatogenesis; meiosis I
Source: RefSeq, a predicted model, not a curated record
UCAAUCAAUCGAUUCAGUCAUCUAUUGAUAUCAAUAACAUUGUUGUUGUUGUCAUCAAAACCAUUGAAUCUAAUCAUUCAUUCAAUCAAUCAAUGGCUCAGUUAAGCGGCAAAUGUGUAAUCAUUGAGACGACGACAACAUCGGGUGGACUGAGCGGCCGCACCAUCGGAUUGAUCGGCAAUACGUUGCAUCAACUGUUGCUACUGACCGCUAGCCGAUUGGACACCUGUCAGACGGUCACACAUUUUGCCCUAAUUGUCAUCAACUCUAACAACACUAACAACAACACAGAUGUCCAGCAAGUGAUACCAUUGAUGAGUGUCAACGAUCAGCGAUUUCGGCGACAAUUUUUGGACAAACUAUCGCAACUGAAUCGCUUUGUCGGCAGCCGUAUGGCGACGUCCACUAUCACACCAUCGGCCACAACAGUCGGCAACGUAUUGCCGGCCAUAGAGUCGGCGCUCAAACAAAUCUACAAUCUGGUCGUCACCAGCAACGCCAUGGAAUCAGUCGACGUGAUCUAUGUUAGCGGUCGGCCAUCGGCGCAGGUUUUGCGCGAUUUUGACCACUUUUUUACCGAUAGACAAAUGGAUUUGGAGUUUGUUUCAGUGCUCAAUAUAGCCUGUAUUAAGUCGGACGACGACUAUUUACAGUCACGUUAUUUACCGAUUCUACCGAAUCCAUUGUCUACGAUGGAGCCGAUUGUUUGCAGUUCGUCGGGCGUAAUAACCGAAUCAAUGAAUGACAAAUCAAUAAUGCAAACCAUAUCGGAUGAACUGAAAUCAUUGGUCGAAGUCCAGACCAUCGAUAACAAUGAGUUUGCCAUCGAUGGCUACUUUAAAGUUUGGUUACAUUUUAUCGAUUUUAUCAGCGAACGAGUUAGCCUACAUAUCGAUGGCGGUAAUAAUAAUAUCGCUGAUGGCAAUGGUUGUGGUGAUCAAGAGUUGAUCAUUAAAUGCGAUAUCAAAGAAUCGUUAAUCGAUAUGAAUAGUAUACCAAUCGAUAAAAAUGGCAAACAAUUGACAGCGGAUCAGAUGAAUCUAAUGAAAUUGUUGCCAAACAUUGGCGGCCACGGAGAGGAUGAGUACUUUGAUCUGAAAAUAGUUGGAUUGGUUGGACGGGAAGGACUAUGCGAUUCAGUUAUUUAUGGCGUUCCCUAUAUUCUAAGCGCCACCCGAUCGCUGAAGAUGUCAUUGAAAGAAUUGGAACACAAUUGGAAUCGAUUCUAUGGUCUAAUCGAUGCCAUGAAUGAGAAAAAAUCGGUUAUUAUUCUGGAAUCGAUAAACAAAUCUUCUUCGUCGUCGUCGACGACAACCUCUCCGUCAUCGUUACUGAAGAGUUACUACGCGUGUAUGUCAUCGCCCGAUAGCCGAACAUUGGUCAUGAAAUCGGUGGCCACUAAAGAGCUAGUUCUACCGUAUUUUACCGAUUCGGUAGACUCGCUGAUUACUCGGCAACCAUCGAAGGACAUCGUCGACACAGUUCAUCGACAUUUGGAUCGAUUGCCGUACAAUGAUAUCUAUAAUCCAUUGUAUGUUAAAAAUAAUUUAUACGACUACUUAUCGUUGUCGUCGACCUCAUCAUCAAACGGAUCCAAUGGCUAA